Vicia villosa (hairy vetch) is the source of this 1133-nucleotide messenger RNA. RefSeq lists its product as uncharacterized. The record is from RefSeq and is a predicted model, not a curated record. NCBI's taxonomy places the organism in Eukaryota, Viridiplantae, Streptophyta, Magnoliopsida, Fabales, Fabaceae. The transcript has 4 exons. Gene Ontology annotation, cellular component: kinetochore. The coding region runs from base 70 to 852 and encodes 260 amino acids. Gene Ontology annotation, molecular function: nucleic acid binding.
AUGAAACUUAUUGGGCCUUAGCAGGCCCAUAUCUUGUUGCGUUCAAUUCAUCACCUGCUUGCAGUGAAAAUGUCAGCCAUGGCUGAACCUGAAGCGAACAACCAAGAUGAUGACUACAUGGGUGACCUUUCUAGGUUUCUUCCUUCCGAUUCUAUUCAACCUCCAAUUCCAAACACUUGUUCAAAAAAGAUUUCUGACAAGAAAGGUCCUUCAAUAAACUCUUCCAAGAGCCAGUUGAAAGCACUAAACUGGCAAGAACGGCGAAAAAUCGAAAGGGAAAGGAAGCAAAUACAAGAGGAUGAACAAACAUUAGCAAAAGUGGAAGCUCCAAUACCACAAUCCAACAUUGGGUUUAAGCUUCUCCAAAAUAUGGGUUAUACUCCAGGUUCUGCACUUGGCAAGGAGGGCUCAGGACGGGCUGAACCGGUUGGGAUUGAAAUUCGACGGUCACGAGCCGGUAUAGGCUUAGAGGAUCCUCAUAAGGAAAAGAAGAAAAGGGAGGAAAUCACGAUCCAUAUGAAAAGGAAGAAUGAGGAGGCUCUGAUGGAAGAAUUUGGAUCUAGGCAGAAAUUGCGGUGGAAGAGUAAGAGAGUUAUUGUUAAUUUUAAUAAGGCUAAGGCUGCUCUUGACCAAUUGGAGAAUCGGGAAAUUGUGGAGCCACCAAAGAACGAGGAUGAUGCUGAGGGUGAAGAUGAAGAAGAGGAGGAAGAAGAAAUAACAGAAGAGGACUUGCUCGAUGUUUUGAUGAAACUGAGGGACGAGUUCAAUUACUGCCUCUUCUGUGGAUGUAAAUAUGAAUCAAAUUCUGCUCUCUUGGAUAACUGCCCUGGAAUCAAUGAAGAUGAUCACUGAAUUUAACGUCUCUUAGUACAACAGAAACUAUCUUGUUUGCUCUUUUUGUCAAGCAAUCAUUGAUAACUGUAAAUGCAUAUAGGGAACCUUGUGCUGAAAAUUUGUUAGUGCAUCUAUCUAUAUAUCUCUCUUUGAGUUUAGUCAUCUCAAUUUGGUAAAUUAUGACUUUGUUAAUCUGUCAUUUGAUGCUGGAAAUGAACUAAUGCAGACAUCAUUUUCUUCCAGGAACGCAUUCUUUCAUAUAUUGGUCUUUCUAAUUCUAUGAGUGAUGAUUGGGAAUU